This is a messenger RNA of Sinocyclocheilus grahami, 959 nucleotides long. RefSeq lists its product as uncharacterized. Gene Ontology annotation, cellular component: nucleus. NCBI's taxonomy places the organism in Eukaryota, Metazoa, Chordata, Actinopteri, Cypriniformes, Cyprinidae. Gene Ontology annotation, molecular function: POU domain binding; sequence-specific DNA binding; transcription coactivator activity. The coding region runs from base 5 to 853 and encodes 282 amino acids. The record is from RefSeq and is a predicted model, not a curated record. The transcript has 5 exons.
CAUCAUGGAAACGGAGUUCUCGAAGAGAGUGUAUCAGGGAGUCAGGGUGAAGCACACAGUGAAAGAUCUGCUGGCAGAAAAGAGGUCACGGCAGACGAGCGGCCCGCGCUACGCUGGUGUCUCAUCUCCUCCGAGUCCGUUUGUUCAAAUGACUGGUUCUCACAUGCUUCCGAGUUACUACGGCAUGAGAAGACCUUUCAUUGCAGACACAGAGUUUUGUUCCUCAACGAAACCCUUUUCUACUGAUGUCUACCCCUCUUCGCUAAUGGGAAAGUCUCUCUCGUGUGACACCGGAUGCGUGUCUGGUUAUUCCUCGCUUAUAGACAGCUACUACCCGGAGUCUUUUGGCGACUACCGCAGCACAUCUUUCUCCAGCGGAGGAAGUACGAUAUUCUCGCCCUCUGCAUUGUCUUCUUUGCUUCCUUCUUACUCCAGUGACUCAUCGCAUUAUUUGCUGAGGGACCCUUGGGAGCCCACGGGGAGCGACGGGGUGGAGGGUUUGUGUGGAGAUGCUCUGGCUCCCAUGCCCCUGUCUACACCCAGUUCUCUGGUCAACCCCGAGACCGUCAGCCCGACCCAGUUCCGCUCAUCAUCCCGGGGCUCUAGCAUGACGUCUUCACAGUCGUACUCUCUCCAUUCACUGGAUGAAGUCAAUUAUCACUCCUCGUUUCAAACCACCUCUGGCAGCUUUGCUUCCCUUUCAUUCAUGACUGAGCCUGCAUCCAAACUAGUGCCAGUACUACCCUCAGAAGAUACUGAAAAUGCCCCUUCAGCCUUGAGCGACAGCCUGGCUUGGGGCAAGGAGGACACUGCUAGCACUUGGUCACAUUAUGAGGUCAGGAGGGCAUUCUGAGAUUGAACUGGAAGGAAAUAAAGGCUUUCCAGCCUUGCAGAUCAACACCUCUUCAAUACACAACAAUUAGCACUCAAAUCUUUUUGCCAGUUUUACUUAGCUUAAC